This is a messenger RNA of Peronospora matthiolae, 159 nucleotides long. NCBI's taxonomy places the organism in Eukaryota, Oomycota, Peronosporomycetes, Peronosporales, Peronosporaceae. The record is from the annotation of a GenBank genome assembly.
AUGUGCCGCGUCGUACUGCUCGACCAGACCCAGUACGUCGAUCAUCAGUUGGGAGCGGGGCUCCCAAGUAUCCCAGGACGGGGGAUAGCCGUGCCACCGGACGAGAUAACUCGUCCGACGUUCGUUCACGUCGCGGUGGUUCAACAGCUGCUCAACUAG